This is a messenger RNA of Prorocentrum cordatum, 408 nucleotides long. The record is from the annotation of a GenBank genome assembly. Lineage: Eukaryota; Dinophyceae; Prorocentrales; Prorocentraceae.
AGACUACCCGGCCAUCGACUAUCGCAAAGUGGAGCCGAGCGGGAAGCUCACGUUCUCGGAUGCCGACGCCGUGAAGAUGUUGAUCAACCUCAUCGGCGACAUGCACCAGCCGUUGCACGUCGGGUUCGCCGCAGACGACAACGGGAAGAGUGUCAAAGUCGACUUCCAAGGCAAGCAGAUGUCGCUGUACGACGUGUGGGACACCGCCAUCUCGGAGAUGGUCCGGACCCAGGAGAGCGGCUUCUGGUACGGCGGCUGGACCCACGUCCGUUCCAUCAGCGGCCAGUUCCAGAAGGACAAGGAGACCUGGAAGAAGGAGGGGGCCAUGAAGGCCUUCGACGUCUGGUUCGAGGAGCAGGCCAGGUUUGCCUGCGACAAGGCCUACAAGCACCCCGUCACCGGGAAGGC